GUUUCUUGAGCGUUUUCGGGGCAUUUGUGGGAUAAUUGCUCGUGCAUGAUAUUAGGAGGCGAAGGCGAGAGCCGGGGCUGGGGCUAAUCUGUCAGUCGCGUGUUUCUUUCCUUCCCUGGCCCGGUUCGGGUGGUUAUUGAUCUCGUCGCAAUCAAUCGAAAUCAUUUGCUGGUGCGGCGAGGGAGAGGACGAGGAGGAGGAGGAGGAGGAGGGAGGGAGAGGGAGAGAAGCGAGUAGUCGAUCUGGCUGCCACCACAAACACGAGCACAGUAGCAGUGAUUUUGUUUGAGGGGGAGGGGGGGCAUCGAUCGGGCGGGGUCGUCGGGGUGUGGGUAGGGGUGGGAGUGGGGUUUGGACUGGGGGAAUAGUGGGAAGUGGGGAGUGUGAUCCGUGGUAUAAGUUAUUCGGACGAGGGAGGAAUAGCGGUUGCUGGACGCCAAAUUGUAUAUCGAGUCCGGGUUCAGCCUCCCUCGUGUCGAUGCUGAAGGUGGAGAUUGAGAAGCGCGGAUGAUGCACGGCACCGCAAGUUGCUGUUUCUUGGAGGUGUGAGGAUCGUGUCAAAAUUCCUCUGUGAAAAGCAGGCUCGGGCUUGCGAGACCGGGGACGCGGAAUGAGCUCGCUCGCGACCUGAUUCAUUGAUUAGGAGAAAAUUCUCGCCCAUCGAGGCAGAAAUGGAAGACAGCUUCUGAAACAAAGAAAAAGCCGAGAGCUUCUGGUGGAUCUGGAGCGGAGCGGAGCCGGGACGCGUACCAGACGAAGAGUCCGUCCGGAUUGACGCGCAUCUCCUGAGGUAACAAACGAACGAAAAAUGUCUGCCCUCAUUACCCAUAGAAGUAUCGAGGCGAUUUGCCAACUUCCACAGGUUCCGGAGCUUCGGCUCCCGACAAGAUCAUCCCGGGGCUUCGGUUUGAGGGUCCCGUUGGGGGAUUCGUUAGCCAGGAGGGCGUGCGUGUCGUGGGGAUCCCACGCUAGAACGGAUCGAGGCCGCCGGAGUGUGAGUUACUCGUUGAGUCGUAGACAGGAGCCGGGCGUCCUCGUGCUAGCUGGGCAGCAACAAGAAGCUCAACGAGUUUUAGAUGAGUUCCGUGAGGCAUGCGCGACGCCGCUGGAAAAAUUGGAAAAAGUGGUAGAUUCCAUGGUUCUGGAGAUGGAGGCCGGACUGGCAGCGGAAGACGGCUGCCUGCUCAAGAUGCUCCCAUCGUUCGUCGAAAAUCUGCCCAAGGGCACCGAGAGGGGCAUUUACUACGCUCUGGAUCUGGGCGGCACCAACUUCCGAGUCCUCCGCGCAGUGUUCGGAGGCCCCGGCGAGGGCUGUAUGCAGGAAUCCGAGAUUUUCACCAUCCCGCACGAUCUCAUGGUGGGCGAGAGCGAUGAUCUGUUCGACUUCAUCGCUAGCAAGCUGCGCGAUUUCGUUUUGCGGGAAACCGAGAACAAGAGCCCUCCCCCAGGCCGCAAGCGGGAGCUCGGGUUCACCUUCUCCUUCCCCGUCAUGCAGACGUCUGUUGCCUCGGGCACCCUGAUCCACUGGUCCAAGGGCUUCAAAGUGGCCGGCACCGUGGGGCGGGACGUGGUCGAGGUGCUGCGCGAGGCCAUCAGUCGCCAGAACCUCGACAUGGAGGUGGCCGCGCUGGUGAACGACACGGUCGGCACGCUGGCGGGCGGUCGGUACAUCAACGGGGACGUGAUGAUCGCGGUGAUUCUGGGCACGGGCACGAAUGCAUGCUACGUCGAGAGGGCGGAGGCCGUGCCCAAGUGGAAAGGCCCCCCUCCCAAGUCCGGCAUCCACGUGAUCAAUACAGAGUGGGGCAAUUUCGGGUCGCCCACUCUGCCCACCACGUUCGCCGACGACGAUCUCGAUCGGGAGUCGGUGAAUCCGAGCGAGCACAUUUUUGAGAAGAUGAUGUCAGGUAUGUAUCUGGGAGACUUGGUCAGGAGGGUGAUGCUCAGAUUGGCCAAGGACGCCGGGUACUUCGGCGACUCGAUCCCAGAAAAACUAACGAAGAAGUUGGCGUUGACGACGCCCGACAUUUCGAAGAUGCAUGCCGAUGACUCUCCGACUCUGGAGGUCGUCGGAGAAAUUUUGAAGAAAAAGUUGGACCUUGAUCCCACCAGGCUAGAAGAAAGGAGGGUUGUAUAUUCUAUUAUCGAUAUUAUAGCUCGAAGAGGAGCUCGGCUUGCCGCUGCUGCCAUCGUCGCCGUGCUGCGGAAGAUUGGGAGGGAUGGGAAGAGCGGGAACGGCACUUCCAAGACCGUCAUUGCCAUGGACGGAGGCCUUUACGAACACUACACGAAAUUCAGGGACUACUUGAACGAAGCAUUUGUGGACCUUCUGGGAGAGGAAGCCGCCAAGAACGUAGUCAUCGAGCUCUCGAAGGACGGUUCUGGUAUUGGGGCAGCUCUUCUGGCUGCUUGCCACUCGAAAUAUGGUAGUCAGUAGCCCUCUGCUCGUCAGUGAUCGAUUCGCGAGAUAUCCAGAUUCCUGGCGUCGAUCUCCUGUGUACUACAUUCGUUUCUCUUCAAUAAUCCGGAAGUGGCAGAAGUUCUUCUCGUGAUAGUUGUUUGGAUCUCGUGCCACAAGGCACUGGAUCGUGUAUGGAGAUAUAGAUCCCACCAGCGCAACUUUGUAAACAGUAACGUAGAUGAUGAGUUGAGAACCACCCAGUUUCACUGCCUAUGUUCUUGCUAAGGUAGCCGCUUUUUUUCCCGAAGUCCGCUCGCUCUUUCGAUCAUCUUUCCUUUUGCUAGACAUGUGGAAGAGUUUACUGUACAUGCCAGACCUCUUAGUUUUCAAGAGCGUACACGCAUUAUGAGACGGGGGUCGCUUCAUCGAUGAAUUUGUUUUGAGUCGCGGUAUUCCUUCAAGGACGAGAAAGGAUUAAUGAGCAGCUAGGUGAUGCCAAUUCCAUCACACGAGCAAUUUUUGGAACGAUGUACAUUCGCUGUCAAUGAUCCGGCUUACUUUCCAUUGUUCGGCCCUUGGCUUUUUACUUCCGGAUGUCUCAGUUAAAUAAAAUUCUAUUGCCAUCUUGUAGC
Marchantia polymorpha subsp. ruderalis is the source of this 3033-nucleotide messenger RNA. Lineage: Eukaryota; Viridiplantae; Streptophyta; Marchantiopsida; Marchantiales; Marchantiaceae. The record is from the annotation of a GenBank genome assembly.